Messenger RNA from Mytilus trossulus (common blue mussel), 2892 nucleotides. RefSeq lists its product as uncharacterized. The record is from RefSeq and is a predicted model, not a curated record. Bases 1 to 2892 code for a protein of 963 amino acids. Gene Ontology annotation, molecular function: catalytic activity. The transcript has a single exon. NCBI's taxonomy places the organism in Eukaryota, Metazoa, Mollusca, Bivalvia, Mytilida, Mytilidae.
AUGGAAAAUUACGACAUACUUUUGCUUCAAGAACACUGGCUAUUUCAUGCACAAUUACAUUAUCUACAAGAAAUUGGCAAAUGUACCAACUAUGCUGCAAAAGGAAGUGAUGAAUAUGACCCAAUACAACCAACAUUUCUACCAAGGGGACAUGGAGGGGUUGCUGUUAUAUGGAAAAACGAAAUAGAUAGUCAAGUCAGACCAUUGGACGAUGGUAAAGAGAGGAUCCAAUGUGUAGAAAUAUCAGGGAAAGAUCAAAAACUACUGUUGGUAUCAGUGUAUUUACCUUCAACAGGAGGGCGAAACAGUACAGAUGAGUUCUUGGACACCAUUGACCAACUAAAUGAGAUCAUCACUAAAUACCAAGACACACAUGAAAUUAUAAUUGGAGGAGACCUCAAUGAAGAUCUGGGAAAUGAUGAAAGGCAAAACAAAAGGAAAAAGUAUUUACAACAACUAAUCGAAGACUACAGGCUAGGCUAUGAGAAUACUGGGAAGACCUUUAUUAAGACAAAUGGCCAAGAAUGUUCCGAACUUGACUACUUCCUGUAUAAGUCCAGACAUAUGGAGAUGACAGAAAAAGAGGUCCUGAAAGAUGUCAUAAGUAACCACUCCGACCAUUAUCCUAUUAAAUGUGAAGUUAAGAUAGGGAUACCAAAAAGAGGUACAAAUCAAAACAGCAAACUUCAGCAACUUCAACCAACUAUAAAAUGGGACAAAGUAGACCAAGAUCUAUACUUGGCAAUUAUCAACAGGCAGGUGGACACGAUGGCAGAAAGCCCAGCCGAGACAGCAGAUGAUGCCGAACUCCUAAUCAGUAAGAUGCACCAAAUGCUAACAAACGCAGCAAAUGAGAGCUCAUCUAAUAAAUCCAAGUACAAGGCAAAACCAAAACUGAAAGUAUGGACACCAAUCAUCAAAGGUAGCUUGAAAGAGAUGAGAAAAUGCUAUGAUAUAUGGAGUAGAAAUGGGAAACCCACCAACCCAGAUGACAAGUCUUAUCAAGACAGAGUCAACAGCAGAAAGGAAUUUAAAAAGCAGGUGAAAGUUGAGCAGGCUAGAGAGCGUGACAGAGAAAAACAAGAGAUACUGGAGGCAAGAACAAGAGACAGUAAGCUGUAUCACAAACUAGUAAAAGGCAACAGGAAUAGAAACAGAACUGGUAUAAUGGAUCUACAUGUAAAUGAUAAUCUCUACUCGGGUGACCAAGUAAUCGAAGGCUUUACUGAACACUUUGGAAAUCUAGCAUCAGCAGAAAAAUCAUCCCAGCUGAAGGACCAACACUAUCACGAACUGGUUGAAUAUGAAAUCAAAUUAAUCAACGACAUGGUAAAAAGUAAGGAAACUCCCCUGGCAACACAGAUAGAGCUUAAGAAGGCCAUAAAGACCCUAAAUAGAGGUAAAUCUGCAGACAUAUAUGGCAUCACUGUUGAGCACCUCAUCUAUGCAGGAGAAAAGCUAGAACAACUACUUUUAAGGCUCAUCAAUCUGGUAUUUAAACAUGGCUAUGUCCCAGACAUACUUAAGAAAGGACUUCUUGCACCUGUCUUCAAAAACAAGGGAGACCGAUGUCAUGCUGCCAACUACAGAGGUAUAACAGUACUGCCAGUCGUUAACAAGAUUAUAGAGGCAAUAAUCAGGGAUAGAAUACAACCAAGAGUCCUUAAAGAUCAAAAUCCAACCCAACGAGGUUUCACAGCAAAAUCAUCGCCACUGAACGCAGGUCUGGUUGUGGAAGAAGUCUAUCGAGAGAGUGUAGACAGUAACCAAGAAUUUGAGCUGGUUUUACUAGAUGCAAAGUCUGCAUUUGACGUAGUGGUACACAGUCACCUCAUGCGACGACUAUUUCAUUGCGGUAUCGACGACACUCUCUGGAGGAUAAUACAGAGUAUGCACUGGCAAUCAACUAGUGCCAUCAAAUGGGAAGGAAUGAUUGCUGACGAGUUCCCAGUGAGCCAAGGUGUGCGCCAAGGAGGAAUCCUCAGCACUGACUUAUACAAGGUAAAUGUUAACCCUCUACUGAAUAGAUUACAGCAAUCAGGCCUAGGAUGCAAAAUUGGCAAUGUCCUUUGCAAUACUACAGCAUGUGCAGACGACAUAGCAUUAUUGGGAAAAAGACCACCUGAUAUGCAGGUACAAAUAAAUAUAUCUGCCGACUACGCAGGAAUGGAAGGCUAUAAGCUCCAACCCCAGAAGAGUGUGGCAAUACACAUCAAACCUAAGCCAACCAAGAACAAUUGUGAACCAGAACACUACCAGUUAGGAAAAGAUCCAAUGCCAAACGUCACAAAAUCAACACAUCUUGGUAUAAUAAGGACAACAUCAAUGAGACAAAACAUUGAGUCCAAUGUUGAAGAAAAUGUCAAGAAAGCAAGAAGAAGUGCCUAUGCCUUGUUCGGAAGUGGAUUCCAUGGAGAAAACGGAUUAGAUCCUGAAAGCUUAAUCCAUCUAUACAAGACUUACAUAUCACCAGUACUACUCUACGGGAUGGAGCUUCUGACACCAAAAUCAGCACACUUGGAAACCCUAGAGAAGUUCCAGAAAAAGAUGCUCAAACAAAUUCUCUCAGUCCCUAUGAGUACUCCUGAUCCAGCAGUGUACAUUCUAACCGGCAUCCUACCAGUCGAGGCACAAAUCCAUACCAAAAUGAUGACAUUCUUUAGUAACAUAUGUCAGCAAUCAGACAAUAGUGUUGAAAAACAGCUUGGUAAAAGACAACUAGCUGUAAAAUCCUCAGGAAGCCACAGCUGGUAUAUUGAAGUACAGAGGGUCAUGUUCAAAUACAACCUCGGCAGAGCCAUUGAUAUGCUGAGACGUUACGCACAGUAUUGGUGCUACGUUUGUAACGUCAGAAAAAUGGUUAUUGAAGCCUGUGUUAACGUUUGCAUCUAA